AUGGUCCUGGUGGAACUGGAUAAAGUUUUUUUAUACCGCAUAUUAGUAGCUGUUGUGAGACAUAGAGGGUUUAUUGCUUUGGCAACUGCAAGUUCUAGCGUUGCAGCAUCACUUCUUCCUGGAGGUCGAACUACCCACUCCCGCUUUAAAUUACCUAUAGAUAUUGAUGGAAAUUUCAGGUGCAAUAUAAGUAAACAAAGUUCAAUGGCAUCUUUGAUUCGUGAUGCAAAACUAAUAGUGUGGGAUGAAAUCUCAAUGGCAAAAAAGAAAAUGGUUGACGCUUUAGAUUUGCUUCUAAAAGAUUUAAUGGAGACAAAUAUGCUCUUUGGUGGAAAAGUAUUUGUAUUCAGUGGUGAUUUUAGACAAACUCUACAUGUCGUCCGCAGUGGAAAAAGAGAAGAUUUUAUCCGUGAAAGCUUAUUGUGCUCUGAAAUUUGGAAUUAA
Messenger RNA from Lycium barbarum (goji berry), 444 nucleotides. RefSeq lists its product as uncharacterized. The transcript has a single exon. Bases 1 to 444 code for a protein of 147 amino acids. The record is from RefSeq and is a predicted model, not a curated record. Gene Ontology annotation, molecular function: DNA helicase activity. Gene Ontology annotation, biological process: DNA repair; telomere maintenance. Lineage: Eukaryota; Viridiplantae; Streptophyta; Magnoliopsida; Solanales; Solanaceae.